AUGGGGGUGGCUAGGGGAGGUCACCGGUGGGAGGAGAAGCCUUUGGUGGUGGUGCAGUGGCCGUGGGAGGAGGAGCUCAUCCGUGGGUAUGGAGAACCUGUGCGUUGGAGGAGCUCCGUGCGAUUGAGGAAGGGGCUACCGACUUUGGGUCAAAUGGAGGAGGAAGGGGAAGGUCAGGGGGAGCCCAUGGUGGUGCUCGGUGGCCGUGGGUGGCUCCGUACGGGGGUGGAAAGUGCUGCGCACGGUGAAACCAUGCUUGGGUUGAUGCGGGAGUGCGACAGGGAAGGUGUCUGCGAGGUGGAGUACGCGUCGACCCGCACCCAAGAAAGAAAAAGAAAAAGUUUUCAUCUUCUUCUCCAAGCUAAAGCCGAUGCUAGCUUCUUCUCCUCUCCUCUCAUCUUCAAGAAGCCAAACUCAUCUUAUCAUCUUCAAGCCUGUGACUCCAUAGCAAGGGAAGAGGAAAAAUAUUUUUCUCUCAUCCUCUUCAAUCCAUAUGAGAAUACUUCCUCCAUAUUCAUUUUUUGUUUUGUCUCCAAGUUUGGAACCAAAGCUUGUUUUCAUCUUCAAGAGGGUGAAAGCUUGAAGCUCUAUCAUUUUGGCUCUUCAUCCACACUGCUAUACCACUAUUUGAUUCUCUAUCUUGCCUCUUCAAAGGGGCUAAGCGCUCAAGUUUUGUGGUUAAAACAGUUCUAUCAUUUUGGUUCUUCAUCCACACGGCUAUUCCACUAUUUAGUCCUCUAUCUUGCCUCUUGGAUGGGGCUAAGAGCUAAAGUUCUAUCAUUUUGGCUCUUCGUCCACACGGCUAUACCACUAUUUGGUCCUCUAUCUUGCCUCUUGAAAGGGGCUAAGAGCUCAAGGUAAUGAUGAAAAGGCUGGGGAGCAAGGCAUUACUGCAGAGGGAGAGGCAGAA
Messenger RNA from Juglans regia (Persian walnut), 910 nucleotides. RefSeq lists its product as uncharacterized. Bases 1 to 861 code for a protein of 286 amino acids. The record is from RefSeq and is a predicted model, not a curated record. The transcript is spliced from 6 exons. NCBI's taxonomy places the organism in Eukaryota, Viridiplantae, Streptophyta, Magnoliopsida, Fagales, Juglandaceae.